AGCCGUUGAUUGUUUAAUGAUUAGACCUAAUGUACACUAGCACACACACGAUAACCGCUGAGUGGACUAUAAACAUAGUCUACCUGUAGUCGGAAAAAAAAUCUCGAUCGAAAUAAAAAUAUCUUCGCGUCGUCGUCGUCAUCGUCAUCGUCCUUCUAGGGUUUACUCAAAGCUCUUUCCUGCUCCCAGUAACCAUGAGUCACCAUCCGGAAGUGAAGUGGGCAGAGAGAGAGGAUAAGGUUUACUUAACCGUGCUAUUGCCUGAUGCUAAGGAUGCGGAUGUUAAGCUUGAUCCCGAAGGUGUUUUUGAGUUCUCUGCCAAAGCUGGACCGGAGAACCAGGUUUAUGAGCUUAAGCUCGAGCUUAAUGAUAAGGUCAAUGUAGAGGAAAGCAAAAUCAACAUUGGAUUGAGGAGCAUAUUCUGCAUCGUGGAGAAAGCAGAGCCGAAAUGGUGGGGUAAGCUGUUGUGUGUUGGAGGGAAGCCGCCUCACUAUGUGAAAGUUGAUUGGGACAAGUGGGUUGAUGAGGAUGAAGAUCCCGCCACUGGUCCUGGAGAUAUGGAUAUGGGCGGAAUGGGUGGAAUGGGCGGGAUGGAUUUCUCGAACUUUGGUGGAAUGGGAGGUAUGGGUGGUAUGGGAGGUCUCGAGGGGCUUGGUGGUAUGGGUGGAAUGGCCGGGCUUGAAGGGCUCGGUGGAAUGGGCGGUCUUGGUGGGAUGGGCGGUAUGGGAGGGCCUGGUGGAAUGGGUGGUAUGGAAGAAUUUGAAGAUAGUGAUGAUGAAGGAGAAGAAGUCAAGUCUGGAGAGAAAAAGGAGGAAGCUCAAGCCCCUGCUCCUGCAACAGAGGAGACGAAAACCGAAGAGCAAACAACUGUUAAGAGUGACAAAUGAAGACACUAUCCUGAAACCUGGCUAACCAAGAGUUGUUUAUGAAAACCGCUUGUUGGUUUGUUCGUUUUAAAUCUUUUCCCUCUGCUUAUUUUUUACUUGUUGGAUUGUUGAAUUCCCGAUUCGGGUCUUGUAUGGUUUGCUCUUCUUAUAGUAGUAUCAUUGUUAUUGUUGUUGUUGAACUUGGAAUAUUUUUGUUGCUUGUAGCGAGUGGACUUAAAAGAGUUUGUGAGAAGAAGCU
Messenger RNA from Brassica rapa (field mustard), 1125 nucleotides. RefSeq names its product co-chaperone protein p23-1. Gene Ontology annotation, cellular component: nucleus; cytosol. Gene Ontology annotation, biological process: chaperone-mediated protein complex assembly; protein folding. Gene Ontology annotation, molecular function: Hsp90 protein binding; protein-folding chaperone binding. The record is from RefSeq and is a predicted model, not a curated record. Lineage: Eukaryota; Viridiplantae; Streptophyta; Magnoliopsida; Brassicales; Brassicaceae.